ACUGAAUGGGUUUAAGUGCUUGUUGUUGAGUUACGGUUACAUGUUGCAUUUUCAAUUGCGUCAACAUUUACAUCAUGAGGAACAGCGUCCCGGGCAGGCCCACUCAUUUGUCAAGAUUUGAAGUGAAUCUUAAAGAAAAUGAGGUUAUUAAGUGACAGUUAAUUGAACUUUAUACAGAAAGAAAUAAAAAAAUUAAGACAGGAAGUGGAUGAAAUGCGAAUGAGAUCUAAUGAGUUAAUGUUAGAAAACAACCAAUUUUCUACUGAUGAAAAUCUCAAAAUCAUUAAAAACCUUGAGCAACAGUUAGAUUCUUUAAAGGAAGAACUAAAAUAUGAAUCAGUCCUUCGUUCAAGGAUUGAAGAAGAGUUGAGUUGUGCAUUAAGUGAGCUGAGGUUUUACCGAACAUCUACAGUAGCUGAUAUUGCUCACCAGGAAGAAAGCGAGGUUGAGUCUCAGUGUGAAAGUUUUACAAUCAACGUUUUGAAUGAACUGAGAGCACAAAUAUAUUCAAAUUUAUCAUCAUUCACCGAACAAAACAUAAAGCAAUUGACUUUGAAGAAAGGACGUUACAAUGAACUGAUUGGUUUUGGAAAGUUACGAGAGACAGCUAAUGAAUUCAAAAGAGAAUUGAUUGAGAUUUGUAGACGUAAAGAAAGUGCUAUUAAAUCACUCAGUGAAUUGCAACACAAGUAUUCUAUACUUCAAAGACAAUACAAUGGAUCCACUCAACUAACUGAGGAUGCAUUACAUAAGGUUGCAGAAUUAAUAUCUUUAAGUCAAACACUAACUUAUGAGCGUGAUGAUGCAAUACAAAGAAGAGAAAAUGCAGAAAAUGAACUUUCACAACUCCAACUUGUUAUCAAUAAAUUAACUGAAGAAUCUGGUCAACGUACAAGGGAAGAAAUAGAUAAAAUAGAAAAGAAAACCAAUGAAAAUAUUGAGAAUUUACUAAAUGAACUGCACCACAUGGAGAAGGAACGCUGUCAAUUGGCCAUUCAAUUAGAAUUUUACAAAACAAACAACCUUGGUCAUCAUAUCAAUGAUGUAAAUAAUGAAGGUGAGUCUAUUCUUAAUGUAAAUACUACGUCAGGCCAUAUAAAACCGGAUUGUCAGUUGGAUACUUUUAGAAAACGUGCCAUACAUGCUGAAAGUUUAUGCGAUGAAUUAAAGUUAAGAUUGGAAACUGAAUGUAACAACAAAGAAAAAUUAGCUGCAUCUAAACAAAUCGAAAUUGAACAAUUAAAUGAAAAGUUAACGUCACAAUGGAGAAAGGAAGCAGAAGAACUAGCUAAUCAAGUGGAAGAACAAACCAAUGCAUUUAAAACGGAAAUAGAAAAAUAUUGGAGUAAAUGACAAAUGCCUACCAACAACAUGAUGACUCGGCCUUAUUUCAUCAUGCGAUUUACUACGUACCCGAUGAUCAGGAUGAAUGAUAUACUGCCCAAGAGUAAUUUCCUCAAGUACACAAAUAAUAGAGACAUUUCUUACCAGAUAGUAAAGUUGUAGCAAUCCACUUACUGGACACUAAAGACUUGUGUUUGACCUUACUAAUGAUUGUUCAUAUUUUAGUGAUGUUGACAAUAAGAGAGAAUAUAUUGCCACCCCAUUUUUGCUUUCAUGACAACGGAUUUUCUCUUAAAUUACUAAUUUAUUUAAUUACAGAUUGUUGAACAAGUGAAAUACCCAUAUCGCUUAUCUAAGUAUUAUUUUGUCCUAUAUUAAUUGACAAUGGGAUAGAUGCAGAGUAGAAGUUAGUUACAUACGAUCAUUCUCAAACUGAGAAACAGAGUGACAAUGAAUUACUACUUAAGAUUAAUGAAAUGUAUAAAAGAAAACCAGGGAAGGAUUAUUCUCUUCUCUGGUCUUAGUGUACAUACAAUCCCCUCUCAAUAUUUUUUGAAAUAUUUUGUUGACAAUUCCAUCGAAAUAAUGACAAAACCAGUGUUACCAUUAAAGUUUUGAUUCUUAUGUGUACAAUAUAACUGUAACAAAGAUAAUAGAUAGAAUUUUGACGAUAGUUAUGACAAAUAAUCUAGUGACUUGCUAUAUUCACCAGUGGUCUUGAGUGCUGUUAGAGGUAUGAGGGCGGUUAUCACUUCCCGGUUGCCCACACCGUGGAAGGGUUCUGCUGGAAGUGCCUGAAAAGGAAAUUGGAUUAGAGGUGGUCACAGUGACCUGAGAGCGUGACCGCAGUGCCCAAGGGACAGCUGCUUGAGGUCGGUCACACACGACCUUUUUAUGAGUAGUUUUUGUGUCAGCUCCGUACUUGUUGAGACCUUACCGCCGGACGGAUAUCCGUGGGAUAAGGCGAGGUGUGCAUUUUUAGGGUCGACCUUUUCUAACCCCAACCCUCCUUUUGGGAAGGCAGCAUCGCUGUUAUGCUGGUUGUCUGAAGGAAACACCUUACUGCUGUCACACCUGUGUACAGUCAGCAGUACGACUUAGUCUUCGGACCUUGGUUUUGUUGCUUUUAGUCUCACCGCUCUUCAACCGACCUGUCUGGCAUAGUAGGACCUUGAGGAACGGUCGUUCCAGCCAGUAUAGCUCAGUUGCUUCAUCACGAUAGGCAAGCCCGACCACCACGUCAAGGUAGCAACAACGGUCAGGUGCUAUAUUCACUGACAAUCCCUUACCACGUAAAAUUCUAAAAAGUUGGACAACAGGUCAUCUAGUCGUUUUUAUUGAAGCCUUGGUAAGUAGAUGUAGUUUACUUAUCAAAAAAGUUUCUUUAAACUAUACCUAACAAACUAAUGAACUCAACAAACAAACAAAACAGCUCAACUUGAUCUAUAAAGCAAACCGCAACAAUUGUGAAUAUAUCAUUAGGCAAAGUGAUCACCAUCUUGCCUUGCGCUACCAUCAGUUGGCUAUCAAAGAUAACAAAAUAUACCUUUGCUCAUAUCGAUAUACUUGUAACGUGGUCAUGAGUUAGUGAAGAUUGUUUUCCCGACCGCAUCUGAAUUUGAGAAAAUACUAAUGCUACCCUUAUCUCUAUGCUCAAUCCAAACGCAGGUAGUAAGACACUAUGAAUAAAACCUAAGUGUAGAAAGAAGGCCUAAAACACAAGAUAAUAGUGUUUCACUAACCAUGUUUGCAUAAACCAGUACCAGUAGUGAAUGACCAACGAUCAGCAACCGGGUAGAUUAGUGCUUUAUCUUGAUCUCUUUACUGCUAAUAUUUCUCUAAUUUACUCCUACAUCAGUCAAUAUUACUCGUUUUGUUAGGUAACGCCUAACAACGUUAAAAGCGCAUGAGUAUAGACACAACUCCACAUACAUAUACACUGACAUGCCUUUCUUGUACAUAACUUUGAGCACCAAAUUUACAUGGCAUAGACACCGUACAUUAUUUUCUCAUUACUACGAAUAAGAAUAUUGCGGAUAAACACACAUAUGUGCUCAGUUAAAACAUUAUUUUUCGGUAUACGAACUUAAGGCUUGAGAGUUGACAACAAUAUGCAGUUGGUUUGUGAGAAAAUUGAUGAGAUUGAACAUUAUAUGGUUGGACAACUACACAUAUUUAGUAGGUGAUCAUAAUAUGAGGAUAAGUAAUGGAGCAGAAAUAAGCUACUCGCAAAAUAUAAAAUUCUUAUGUGAUUGACUUUUUCACUAUUUAGAACCUUAUUUAUGAAUGGGAUAUGCUAACUACUUUAUAAAAUAAGCCAGUAUUUAAUGGGUAAAACUUUUAUGAACUACUACUACUACUGAAAUGAACCAGUAACAAUACAGGAUUGAGAUGUUUAUAUGAUAUUAAACGCUGAUAUAUCCUUCCAAAUACUUAUAAACGCUGCACGUCAAACAUGAGAGAAGCGGUCAAGUCCACCGAACGCAGCUUUUACUUCGCAAGUUAAAAUGUAGUAAAGCCAUAUAAAUGUAUGCGGUCAACUGAUGUCAGGUCAUAAUACCGUAGGGCUUUCGAAACUUUUCAGGGUUUUCUUAUAGUAUUCUAUUUGUAGCACUGUGUGGUAAUAUGUGAAUGAACAGUGAAAAAAUAUUCGGCUAAUUAUUGACUAACAGCUGAUGGUUUGAUUGUAGCGUUAAUGGAUAGCGUCUCGUAAGGCAUGAUAUAAUAUCUCAAUCGGUGGAAAUAAAACACUUGUUUGUCAUAUACGGUGGGGAGGCUAGAACAGAUAAAAGGGCGCGGACAAGUCACAUAUCCUCGUACGGAAAGUAACAACUGAAUACAUGGAAUUGUGUCUACUUAAUGGGUCACUAAACAUAGAUGCUACAAGACCUAAAAUACUAUGAUCGAACCGUGAACUUAAGCGUUUAAGUUAGUCGUUUUCCAAAAUAUACGAGAUUCACUACAUAAACCCGGAAUCCAAGGGUGACUAACGAUAAUGAUACCUACACUUAGUAUCCGCUACCAAACAUCUGAAGUUUAUUUAUUUAUUUUAACACAUAAGUAUAGGUACAGGGAGGCACCAAAUACAUAUGCGCCACACGAAUCUCAUUUGAUUUGUGUGAGGGCUGUGAUACUGCCCGGGUGCCCAAACCGAAGCAGGUGGUUUUCUUAAGGGGCCACACCCCGAGCCUUCGACCUGGACGUCUGACCCACAAGGCAGUGGAGCAUCGUGAGGAGAUGCAGUCCCAUGGUAGCCGGUGACCAACGAUUGGUUCAUACGCCAUUUGUUCCUUCAGGAUACUGGAGCCCAUGUGCACCAUUGGUUUGGGAUCCGGUUAAAGCGCCGGACAUUCGCUUUUCGUCAUCUCAUUUUCGUAAACAACACCCCCGCCACGUGAAGGCAGUGAGUAGGACUUCCCUGGCAGAGGCUAUAUACGCAUGGCCAUGUGAGAGCAUUUCGAGAGGGAGAGCGGACUCUCCCCACUCUCGGCCGUACCAG
Molecule: messenger RNA, 4843 nt
Organism: Schistosoma spindalis
Lineage: Eukaryota; Metazoa; Platyhelminthes; Trematoda; Strigeidida; Schistosomatidae
Source: the annotation of a GenBank genome assembly